CUAAAUUACAUUGCAACGCUAAGGAUUGUUUGAUUGUCCGCAUCCCAAAAAUAUCUCCUUAUCAUCUAGUUCUACAUUUUUAUCGGUGCUGGGUCUUAAAAUGGAUUCAAUACACAUAGUAUUUCUCGUUCUUACUAUGCCUAUACAAGUAGAAGGAUUCGCUUGUGAGAAUAGCACGUACUGCAUGACAUCCCUGAUAAUCGAAAAUGCGUUUACAAUGAUUGAUCCCAGCAGUGGACCGCUUUAUGUCGAUGACAGAUCAAUUUACCCAAUAAAUGGUGGAGAAGCUGUUACCAUUUCGAAUGUCAUAUCUGCGGACGGAUGGAACGAAACACGAAGGCUGGUGACUGCUAAUGGCACUAUGCCAGGACCUCCAAUCUACCUAUACCAGAACCAGACGAUUACCGUUAUUGUGACGAACAACUUGAUAAACGAGGCGGUCACCAUCCACUGGCACGGAAUAGACCAGCUUGGAUGGCCCGCAAUGGACGGUGUGGCGUUUGUAACGCAAUGUCCUAUUCUUCCGGGCCAGUCAUUCAACUAUACGUUUCAGCCUCGGUUUAGUGGUACGUACUGGUACCAUUCACACGUCGGCAACCAAAGAGACAUGGGAAUGUAUGGCGCUUUCAUCGUUCUGAAAAGAAACAAUGAAAUACCAAUUUCAAGGCAACAUAUCAUUCAGUUACAAGAAUGGAAUCAUCUGUACGAUCCAGUAACAUUGCUGAGGGCAAACCUUAAUGGCAAAGGCAAGGAAGGAGUAUCGAUCUUGAUAAAUGGAAGAGGUGAAUUUGACAAUAACGUGGCGCCUCUAGCAUCUUUCGUCGUUGAUAAGGGAGAAAAUCAUAAAUUCCGAUUGAUAGGAGUAGGAUCGGCAGACACGUUUCUUUUUUCUGUACCUGGUUUACGCCUUAUUGUUAAGGAGACCGAUGGCUAUGAAUUUGAAAAACGAACAGUUGAUAGAAUCAUUAUAUAUCCUGCAGAAAGAUAUGAUUUUGAACUAGAUCUCAGUUAUGCUAGUGAGGGGAUAUACGAUAUCACAGUAUAUAACCUCCAACACAAUAAUCUAACAACUCAAGAUAAACUUGUCGGACGUGGUCAUAUCAAUGUAACAAAUAAAAAUUCCUUACCAGUGACAACGUUGAAUAGAACCACUGAAGUGAUUCUGAAUUGUCCUUUUCAAGAGUACCCCCCAUAUCCAAACUUCACAUGUCUACCUGUUUCUGAACUGAAAUCAAAUAUAUCUGAUAAUGGGUUGCAGUUUGGGUUAUCGCUAAUACAAAAAACAGAUAAGACAUAUACUCAUUUUCUAAACUUUGGAUUUCCUAAACAUUCUUCAAUCAAUGGUCGGAAAUUCAUUUGGCCGAAAGUAUCCGCUCUUUCACAGCCUUCGGAGGUCGACACAACGUGUGCUGGAUGUGAUGACGAGACAUCAUGUGAGUGUUCACACACCCUGGAUCUCCCUUCCGGCUCCGAGAAUAUCAUGAUUUUUUCUAAUUUAGGAACUGGAAUGGUUGAAUCGCACCCCAUACAUAUGCAUGGUCACACAUACGAGGUUCUAAAAAUGGGAUUCCCUUCCUUUAAUUCCUCUGGUUCUCUUAUUCCAAAUGAAGAUAUAAUGUGUAGUGAAAGCAAACCAAACAGCGCUAGCCAAUGUAACAAUGCAAGAUGGAGAAAUCCAGACUGGAACGAUUAUACGAAAAUCCCUGGGGUCAACCACAUAGAUCCCGUUCGAAAAGACACCGUCGUAGUCCCAGUAGGAGGUUACACCAUUAUCCGAAUUCGAGCCACAAAUCCUGGAGUUUGGUUUAUGCAUUGUCACAUCGAUCCACAUAUGAUAUUUGGGAUGGCAAUGAUGCUAAACAAGUCCUUUGAAUAUGUGAAAGAUCUCCCAACGGGGUUACCGUCUUGUCAUAGCUUUACCAACAGAGGAUCUCCUGUUGAAGCACAACAACAACAACAACAACAGACUCCUGCUAAUAGUGAGACGAGUACUAUUGCAUUGGGUGUUGCGGUGGCAAUUCUCGGUACCGCCCUCAUUGUGACUUUGUCGGUGCAUUUUAAUCUCCGGAGGCAAACUCGGGGCGGGAAUAAUAUGGAGCAACAGGAAAUGCAAGAAACUAGCGCUAGCCGGACAUAGAAACACAUUUGUUAAACUACUAUUAGUAAACAGUUAACAGACAUACAAUGGACACAGAUGAUGAUGACUAGUAAAACAAUAUUAUAUUUGAUGGUCUCGUCAUCAUUUUGUUUAUUUAUUCAUCGAUAUGGUUGUCAACGUUGUCAUAUUAGUUCGUGGCUUCAAAUAUACCAACAUAUCAUGGAUAUACUACAUUUUGUAUGUUACAUGUUUAAAAUGUUUGUUGGAAAAUCUUUCACAAAUCACAAACACUUCCCAAACAUUUGACGUCCAUCUUCAGGUAUACUCGAACAUAAAGUGACUAAGUGUAGUAAAGAUUUGAUAUUCACUUUGUGCACACCUGAAGAUCGAUGUCAAAUACUCAGAAAGCGCUUGUGAUUUGUGAAUGUGUUAAAUGUAUUUUGAAAUUGCAUAUACAUCUGUAUAUCCCUUUUUUUAUUUAACUGUUGUGACUGUGCAAUCAACUUUCUUUGUAGCUUAUUUAUAUUUGUCUGUAUGAUUGCGUGUUAUCUUAUUAUUCUGUACAACGUUUGAAGACAUUUAAUUACAAAAGCAUUUCUUAUAUUUCACGCAACAAACUUUAUACCGAAAAUACAGAUGAUUUAUUGACAUUCAAGGGUCCUGAGAGGCAAAGUGCAAAUAGUAAAACAUGUAAAAUUAUGCAUAAUAAAGAGAUAUGUAUAUAAAGUAUAAAUAACAACAGAAGGUGCAAAGGGACGAUGCUCUGAGAACAUUAGAUGUAUAUUAUACCAUGUUAGUACAUUGUAAAAAAAAAAAUAUUACCUCAUAAUAUCAUAACAGUAUCAAUUGUUCCACCUCGCACCUAAAGUUAUCAUCCCAAGAAAUAUAUACUCGUACAAUGUGUAAGUAGGAUGACUGCUUGUAUUAUGAAUAAUUAACACACACAAGUUUAAUGUUAAUUAAACAAUGUAUUCCAUGUUAUAUUAAUCACAAUUAAGGUAAAUCAAUUUUGACAAUUACAGUAACACCUUUUUAUUCUCGUUAUUCAUCAACAAAGUAAAUUUAUCAAUUGGUUUAUGAAUAUACCAUAGUUUUAUAUAUGCACGUCAUACAAUUGGUUCUCUUUCAUUAAAUGGUGGGUAAAUAUAUCUUAAUUACUUUUAGAAUUGGGAUGCAUCAAUUUAAACAGGUUUUUUUUUAAAUUAGGUACAAGUAGGUACAUGUACGUAAACUUUUGGACUUGCAUGUAUCACUGUUUUUGAUAUUUUCAAACAUUUAUUUCCUGAUAUGAAGAACUGAAUAGCUGUUUGAUUUAUAAAGAAUAUGAAUUCUGUUUUUAAAAUAAAUUAGUCUACAAAGAUCCCGACAAUGUUUGAAAAUUUUUAAAGCUAAUUUGAAGUGAUUUAGAAUCAAAAUCCUAGCAUAUUUCUCAAGUAAACAAUAAGUACAUUUACAUUUCACUUUGACUCAAAAAUUCAGUUCGAAAGUUCAUAAUCUUUAACUGGUCGUCGUCGUUAACCUUUUACCAUUUUUUUUUUACUUUCGCAACAAUAACUCGUUUAAUUAUAAACAAACAUAGCAAACAGGACCCCCAGUCAAUAGGUUUUACAUUGGUUCAAAUUAAAGAUCAUACCUCCAGGAAAUAUGAUAUGAAAUACUUAAGAAAUAGGAAGGCGAAUGUAAAACAUUUAUCAAGAACCACUGAACUAGAAAAGUCAAAAACAGAACAAGGGUUUUUUUCCAUCAACUCAGACUGUGGUUUAUAACAAACUGUGAUAAAGUCAUUCUACUAAAAUCUACUCUGCUUUGUUUUGUUUUUGCCAAAGGAUAAUAGUAGUUCAAGUUUUGCUUUUUAAGAGCAUUCAUUAGAAUACCAACAAUAGAAACCACUGAACAGUGUAAUAGGAAAAUAACAUAAAUUACAAUUGUCCUUUGUAAAAACUAGAAAUACAUCCAUAGGACAUGAAUGCCACGCCUAAUGUGACAUUUUUAAUGCAAGAUGAGAAAUUCAGGGAUUUGUCGGUACCUUCUCAUGGCCUGAUAAUCUGCCCCAUUCACAAUGGAAAAUAGGUUGAAUUUUCCUCUUUUUUUGAAAAAAAUUAAAUACUGAACUCCCUUCUUUACAUAAUAUAGUAAGAUAGGAUAAGGUUUAUUUUAAGUCAGCAUGUCAAUACAACAAGGAAACACAAGCUCCAGGGAGCUUUUAGACCGACAUCCCAGAUAGCAAGACUACAUUGGGCCAACGUUGGUUGCAGGUUGUAUGGUUGGUCGAGUGCUGGCGUUGGACAAUGAAUGUUGGCCCAACGUUGGCCCAACAAGUGAUAUGUUGGCAUGACAGCUAGAAUGUCGGCGUUGGGUUUACAACGUUGGCCCAAUGUUGGUACAUUGUAGUAAAUGUUGGCAUAAAACGUGACCAAUGCAUUGUUGGGGAUGUAAUGUUGGCCCGACGUUGGUCCAAUGAAUGAUAUGUUGGCAUGAAAAAUGGACACUUAGUGUUGGGGUUGCAAAGUUGGCCCGACGUUGGACCAACGAAUGAUACGUUGGUAAGAAAGUUAGUCCAUCAGUGUUGGGAGUGUGAUGUGGGCCCGACGUUGGUCCACUGUAGUAAAUGUUGGCAUCAAACAAAGCCACUAUGUGUUGUGUGUGUAAUGUCGGCCCAAUGUUGAUCCAACCAAGUUAUGUUAACAAAAAAACAAAAAAAACCCAAACAAAAAACCACAAAACAACAUAUAUUAACGUAGUUCCACACUCCUGUGACGUCAUAAGAUUUUCCAAAUUCAAUAAUUUAAUGACUGGAACAUAAAUUUUGUUGGAGUCUUUUUCAAUAGUUAUUGUAAAAAAUCUUGUUAGCCAUAAAAUAUUUCAAAAGUCUUAGUUAUAUUUGAAUAGUCAAUAAUGUGUUUCAAAAUAUUGAAUCCAAGGACAAUAACUCUGUUUUCAUUAAAUUAUUUAUCAAGUCCAUUAUGCAAUAGAUUUCCUAUAUUUUUCACAAACAUUUUACCAAGGUGAUAAGGAAUUAUUAUCUGUGUCUUUUCAUGUAAUUACAUAAAAUUUUAAUCCAUCAGUGGUUUUGAAUAGCUCAGCUGUAUGGUGCCAGACUUAGGUUUUUUAUUGGGGUAUACAUACUCUGGAAGCUAUAGAUUUGAAAUUAUUAAGGAAAGGUAUGGAUUUUUUUUCAUAAAUAACUAUAACAGAUGUACAUCUACUAAUAUAAACAGAAAAAAUGAUAUGUAAACCAUACUAUAAGGAAGUUGUGUCCAUAUUAGUUUGUUUUUUAACAUUUUGGAGAAUAAGGCUAAUUCAAUAAUUUUGCACUUAUUAUACUAAAACUUGAAGAACAUAUUGAAAAUGACAUGUGUUUUAGUUAUUGACAUGUUUCCUGAUAAAUAAAUGCAAUUUAAAUUAUUAUUUCUUUUUUCAUUUUAAAAUAACAACAGAUAACUGUUUCCAAUGAAUUUCAUAAAAAUCUACAUAGGGGUACAUGAC
Messenger RNA from Ostrea edulis (European flat oyster), 5584 nucleotides. RefSeq lists its product as uncharacterized. Gene Ontology annotation, cellular component: plasma membrane. NCBI's taxonomy places the organism in Eukaryota, Metazoa, Mollusca, Bivalvia, Ostreida, Ostreidae. The transcript is spliced from 3 exons. Gene Ontology annotation, biological process: iron ion transport. Bases 101 to 2137 code for a protein of 678 amino acids. The record is from RefSeq and is a predicted model, not a curated record. Gene Ontology annotation, molecular function: copper ion binding; oxidoreductase activity.